Molecule: messenger RNA, 405 nt
Organism: Telopea speciosissima
Lineage: Eukaryota; Viridiplantae; Streptophyta; Magnoliopsida; Proteales; Proteaceae
Exons: 1
Coding region: 1-405 (134 amino acids)
Source: RefSeq, a predicted model, not a curated record
AUGACUCAGGCUGGUUCCACUCGUCGUCUCCAACUAUCUGAAUUGGAGGAGUUGUGCAAUGAUGCCUAUGAGAGCUCAUGCAUCUAUAAGGACCGAACUAAGGCGUUUCAUGAUAAACACAUAGUUCAGAAGUCCUUUGUGCCUAAUCAGCGUGUUUGGCUCUUUAAUUCUAAAUUGCGUUUAUUCCCAGGGAAAUUGAGAUCUCGGUGGGAUGGGCCUUUUGUGGUUGUUUCUGUUGCACCUCAUGGUGCUAUUGAGAUCAUGAAUCCACAGAACGGGAAAACCUUCAAGAUUAACGGUCAAAGACUGAAACCCUCUGUUGAUGGCCUUACUGAUGGCCAAUUAAUUGAGUCUUUAGACCUAGUGGAUGUAGACUAUGAUUAUGCUUCUAAUGGACUACCCUGA